Molecule: messenger RNA, 1749 nt
Organism: Beta vulgaris subsp. vulgaris (sugar beet)
Lineage: Eukaryota; Viridiplantae; Streptophyta; Magnoliopsida; Caryophyllales; Amaranthaceae
Product: F-box/kelch-repeat protein At5g26960
Exons: 1
Coding region: 230-1498 (422 amino acids)
Molecular function (GO): protein binding
Source: RefSeq, a predicted model, not a curated record
AACAUCUAAUUAUAGACGUUACAGUAAAAUAUGUCACUCCUACAAUCCUCUACUCCUAGUAUAAAAAAACCAACACUUUCUUGUUUCUUCCAUCCAAUUACACUCCUAUCGAAUCCAACCCCAAUUUCCUCACCACUCAUUUCACCAUUUCACCAUUAUUUUCACCUCUUUCUUCUUCAUCUUCAUAAUCUAAAAAAAAAGCUUCAAUCUUUCUCUCUCUUCCCCAUCAAUGGCGGUAGUAGAGAGAGAAAGAGAUAACUGUAAUUCUCGCCAUUUCUCUCUCCUCAUCAAAUCUUGUUGUCCAAACCCAAACAAUCCCUCUAAUUCCAUCAUUCCAUUUCCUCCAAAUAACAACAAUAACAAUAAUAAUAAAACUCCCAAGAAAUUAACUUCUUUAAAAACAUGUAUUUCUUCUCUUCCAGAUGAUAUUCUUUAUGAAAUUCUUUCGAGGGUCCCACUUUCUUCACUACCUUCAAUCUCAGCUGUCUGUCGGCGGUGGGCCCACCUUCUACAUUCCCACACUUUCUCUCUCCUCCGACGUCACCACCGUCUUGUUCAUUCGACUGUUUUUGCUUUUUCUCUCUCCUCCAUUUCUACGUUGCGUGUGUUAAACGACGAGUUUUGGAAAGUUCCCGCGCAAAACGACGUCGUUUUAGGGGGGCUUCGUUUUCAUACGGAUUUGUCCCACGCGCGUCUUGCUGCGAUUGGGAGGAAGGUUUUUAUUAUUUCCCGGUCUAGUGCGUUGGUUUUUGAUCCGUGGACCGGGUUGGCUAAAACCCGGUCUGGACCGUUGUUUCCGAGGAAACGGUUUGCUGCGGCUGCUGUUUGUGGGAGGAUUUACGUGGCAGGGGGUUCGUUGCGCGCUUCGGCUGUAGAAGAGUAUGAUCCCCACGCGGAUGAGUGGCGCGUGGUGAGUAACGCGCCGAGGAGGAGGUACGGCUGUGUCGGUGUUGGGGUGGAUGGGGUGUUUUACGUCAUCGGAGGAUUGAUGAUUGGUGGCGCGUCGGAGCUACGCGCGGCUGAGGCGCGUGUAUGUGCUAGCUCAAUGGAUUUGUAUGAUGUGGUGGGUCGUGGGUGGUUGAGGAGUCGGGCGGUCCCGGGAGGUGGGUGUGUCGUGGCGGCUUGCGGGGCCGAUGGGUGCGUGUACGUGCUUGCUAGCCACGCGGUGGAGUUGUCGUUUUGGCGGUUUAAUGGGAGGAGGAAAGGCGAGAGUGGCGGCGGUUUCGGGGAAUGGUGUAGGAUGAGGAGUCCGCCGCUACCGGCACAAGUUAAAGUCGACGGAACGGUGAGGUUUAGUUGUGUAGGGGUGGAGGACAAGGUGGUGUUGAUCCAAGUAAUGGGGUGUAUUGAUGAUUUGUUAAGGAGGAGUGGGAGGAAUGUAAGAGGGUACAAAGAAGGACUUGUUUUGAUCUUUGAUUGUGGGACUGAGGAGUGGAGUAGAGGGCCUGAUUUGCCUGAAGUGGUACAAAGGGCAGCUUGUGUUUGUGUUGAAUGUUAAUAAAAUCUAAAAUUCAAUUUUUAUGUAAAAUUUUGUAAUUUAAGUGUGUUUAUUGCUAAAGUAAUUCAUGAUCAUUCUUGGUAAUUGUAUUGCUUUUUGAUUUAUAUGGGAUUUGGAAGUGUAUUAGAUUAAGUGAGAUAAUGCUUUGUUCUAUUGGUCUAUAUGAUAAUGACUUAUGAGGUAUUAAUUUUUUUAAAAGAAAUAUUAUAUAUGUUAAAUCUUCUACUUUAGGUAUCUUUUAAUUUUCGAUA